GAAUGCGAAAUUCAUGUUCAAGUCAAUGAUGCAUAUUGACAAAGAAUGUUAAAAUUUACACCUAUGUCGAUCCUACACUUGCAACGUCAAAGCGGUUCGUUUUACAGUUGAAAAACAAGGGUCGAAUAAGGAUGACAGAAGACAUGGACCAACUAAACAAAUAUUUCAACAGAUCCGCAUCAGUAUCUUCGAAACCGAACGUUCUAGAAUGCCGGGUUUGCGAAGAAGUUUUCACUGCUGAAGGUGGGAAAGUACCACGUCUACUUCACUGCGGUCACACUGUGUGUCACUCUUGUUUACUGCGUCUUCGUCCCUGUGUGUCGGAUCAAAAGUUCCUUUUAUGUCCCUUCGACCGGCAGCCCACAGCCAUCAAGAAGAAUGGAGUGUAUAGUCUAAAGAAGAACUUUGUGCUCAUCGAACUCUUGGAAAGGCUAGAAGAGUCAAAUAUUGAGAAAAAUAUGAAACUCGAACGGGAGAGGCUACAGUCUACUCAGCCGUGCGACGAAGAUGAGAAACAUGUUGCUGUUCUGUACUGCACAGUAUGCAUGACUCACCUUUGCGACGCCUGCGAUGUUCUCACUCACUCGUCAAAAACUCUCGCCAGACACAGGCGUAUUCCUUUGUCUGAAAAACCAAAGGAAAAACCAAAGUGUCCCACUCAUAGCACGCAUAUCGCUGAAUUCACAUGCACACAGGAUGGAUGCAACAGUGCUCUUAUGUGCUACCUUUGCAGGGACUAUGGGAGGCACAGUACUCACAAGCAUACAUUGGUAGAGACAGAAGCUGAGAAUAUCCGAGUUUCAAUCAUCACAGCAAUGCAAAAAAUGACUCUAUUUACGGAAAACAUGAGGGAUACAGCUCAUAGGAUAGAAAUUGUAAUACAGGAACUAGAAGGCUGGGCAAUAGAAGAUGCUCGGCAGCGAGUACGUCAGCACUUUGAAAAGCUGAGGUCACUGCUAGCAAAACAGGAAAAAGCAGCUGCAAUGAGCGUUGAUGCUGAAACAAGGGAAAGACUUUGCACGCUUAGAGAAUUACACGAAAAUCUGAAUAUGACUAGGACCCAAGUUGCCGAAGUUUGCAUUCAGUGGGAGAGUCUGUUGGGUUCUGAAGAUUGGAAACUGCUCAGCAGCGCCAGAGAUGUCAGCCAAGUUCUGACGUCAUUGGAACAGCAGCAGAAACAUUACGCUCAGCUUGGUCCAGACCUGCUCACGCCCGAAUCCUCUAUUCCCAUAAUAUUUAGCAGGGACAACAGAGUUUAUAUUGGAACAAAGAUAGAAAUGAGAGUCGUGAUACUUGGCCUAGAUGGGGCUGGAAAAACUAGCAUUUUAUUUGCCAUGAGGGACAUGGCUUUGUGCAGUCCGCCGAUUCCUACCAUUGGAUUCAACGUAGAGAGUCUGGAGUACAAAAACCUGGUGUUUGCAUUGUGGGAUGUUGGUGGACAACAUAAAUUGAGGCCACUGUGGAAGCAUUACUACCAUAAUACUCAGGCUGUCGUUUUUGUUGUCGAUGCUAGCGAUAGGUUACGAUUCAAAGAGGCGCAUAAAGAACUGACAAAAAUUGUUAGCGAACCCGAACUGAAAGAUGCCUUGUUACUUAUAUACGCCAACAAGCAGGAUGUACCAGGUUGUGCGACAGUCGAAGAGCUGACGGAAAUCCUUUCGUUACAAAAAUUUUGCUGUGGUAGAGCCUGGCAUAUAGAGGGAUCUUCGCCUCUGACUGACUCCACUGGUCUCAUUCAGGGAUUAGACUGGCUGACACAGCAAUUGGGUGCAAACGAGGCCCUGUACACUAACAGUACCUAAACAUAAAAAAUACUAGCAUUGCAGGUAGAAAAAAUUUGGAGAACGAUUCCGGAAGAAGAUUACGGAUUGAAGCAAUUGUUUAAUGCAGAUGAAACUGCGGUUGAAACGACUUUUUCUUCAGAAAUGAUGAAAGUUAGGACAAUGUUAAAUUGGCUCAACUUUGUAGUUUUAAAUCUGAAGAUGCAAUCAAUGCUGCAAAUAUUGUGAUAGAAUAUUUCAAUUAUAAUAAUGGCUUAUCACCUUCAGUCUUUGAUGUGUAGAAAAAUUCCGAAGAGAUGGCUAUGAAAUUAGUACAAAAUUAAAAAUGCUCGAUAUUUUCCAAAGUUGUACAUAAAGUAAUUAUUUUUGCGACAGUACAAGAAAAAGAGCAUUGGAGUGCAUCUUUGUGUCUUAGUACUGAAAAGUGCUUUUUCUUGAUACUCCAUUAUACGAAAAAAAUUUGUAAUCGACAAUUUUGUUACAUAAAGUAUCAUGUGCACCUUGAGAUAGUUUUUUUCGCCUCAUAUAUUUGCCAUAUUCGUCUUUGGCUUGUGCAUGCGCUCGCCUACGACUCAUUGCAAACUUACGCUUGGUGUAAGUCUCCUUGGUGCACAAUCUAUUUAAUUUUCUUAGCUCCGGUAAAGCAAUGUGCAGCUUCCAUUUCAGGACUACUACGUAUGUAUGUACAUUAGUGUAUAUUUAUAUAUGUCACCAAAUAAAUUACGAUAAUUAACGCUUUUAGAAACCAAUCGUCUAUUCUCUGAUGACGUCGUGCAAAUAUUGGGUAAAUAAAUUUUCCCAAAUCUCUAACAAGUAAAAGUUUACAAACGUAUUUAGUCUUCUUUUCGUUCCAUGUUUAUCAUUUUCCCAUGCAAACGGUAGAGAAACAAUGAUGGGAAAUAGGAAAUUGGCGAGUGUCAAUAAACAAAGCAAAGUCUAGAAAAGUCUUAUUUAUUUAUUAUAUGGUUAUUGGUGGUUUGAUACAAUUAUUAGCUAUUGUUAUCACUCACUCACGAUUUGCACACACCCAUCACUUUUUGCUUUUUCUUUCAAUUCAUAACCACUAUUAGAAGUCGCAGCGCAUUAUUACGACGCGUACCCACUGUACUUGUAAGGAGAAUGAAAUAAUAAUAUUAAUUCUUGUAUCAUCCAAAGUAAAUUUCAAAAUUACUUUAAUACAAUAUAAUAUAUAAAAACA
Molecule: messenger RNA, 2979 nt
Organism: Neodiprion fabricii
Lineage: Eukaryota; Metazoa; Arthropoda; Insecta; Hymenoptera; Diprionidae
Product: E3 ubiquitin-protein ligase TRIM23-like
Exons: 7
Coding region: 132-1802 (556 amino acids)
Biological process (GO): vesicle-mediated transport; intracellular protein transport
Cellular component (GO): cytoplasm; lysosomal membrane; plasma membrane
Molecular function (GO): GTP binding; GTPase activity; zinc ion binding
Source: RefSeq, a predicted model, not a curated record